UGCAGGAUACAGGGUGAAAGAGUUUGGUCGGUUAGAAGCUCCAGAUGGACCCUUAUUACUCAAACGAGUGUCAGUUUUAGUAGCUUUUAUUGUAGUUUCUUUCUUUCUUUCUUUUACAAUUGUAAAGUUUGAGUUUUAGAUGCUGGAAAGACUGAGAUAAUGCAAGUUACUGGGUCACAAGAGGACUUGUGAUAAAAUGAGGGAACAAAUGUCUGAUCUGCCAGGAGAUUAUGAAAAGUUUUGAGGACCUAUGGUGGAAUUAGAUCUGCGUAUGUAGGUGACAACAGGAUGUCGAUGCUGCCAUCAGAAAACAGCCCAGAAGAUGCCAACAAUCGCAGCUUCUGGAUGCCUGGGAACUAUCAGCGCACUGUGAAACGAACAGAAGAUGCCUUCCAGGCCUGCAGUGACAUAGUGGCGUGUUUCCAAGAGAGAGCCCGUGUGGAGAGGCAGUACGCCCAGCAGCUCAGCGAAUGGAGCAGCAAGUGGAAACCAGUAGUGGACUCCAGUCCACUGUAUGGAUCUCUGCUGAAGGCUUGGCAGUGUUUUUUGUCCUCUGCUGACCGGCUGGCCUCCUUACAUGCCUCUAUAUGUCGGUCCCUGGUGUCAGAGGAUGGAGACCAGGUCAGGACCUGGCAGAAGGACUCCUUCCACAAGAAGUUAUUUGGAGGCUUCAAGGAGUCCCAGGAUAUCGAGACGGGAUUUGCACGUGCUCAGAAGCCAUGGUCCAAACGACUUAAAAAGCUGGAUAAAGCCAGGAGUUCAUACCAUAAGGUGAGCCGUAAGGUGCAGACAGCCAGAGAGCGGGAAGCACAUGCUCAGGGAAACCCGGAUGUAGCCAUUGACAAACAGAAGAAGAUCCAAGAGGAGAGAGAACUAGUUCAACAGGAGGCAGAGAAGGUGCGUGUCCGCUAUGAGAAAGUCCUGGAGGAGGUAAAUCGUUAUGCUCCUCGCUACAUGGAGGAGAUGGAGUCCAUCUUUGACCAAGCACAGGACGAGGAGCGCAAGAGGAUUGUCUUCCUCAAACAGGCCCUUCUCUCCAUCCACAAGCAUCUGGACAUUACCAACAAUGAGAGUGUGAGGGCCGUGUACAAUGAGCUCCACAACACACUGAUGUCCAUCGACGAGCAAGAGGACCUUCGAUGGUGGAAAAAUACCUAUGGGCCUGGCAUGCCCACCGAUUGGCCUCAUUUCCAGGAAUGGACAUCUGAAAAGAAAGCCAACAAAGGGAAGAAAGAAGUAGAAAAGAAAGGAAUAACAGAGAAGAGUGUGAUGAUUGGAGGAGUGAAAGUAAGAGCUCUGUAUGAUUAUGUUGGCCAGGAGACGGAUGAGCUGUCAUUCAAAGCAGGUGAGGAGUUUCUGAAGAUUGAGGAUGAGGAUGAACAGGGCUGGUGUCGAGGCAGGAAGGAUGACGGGUGGGAGGGGCUUUACCCAGCCAACUAUGUGGACGUGGUGUAGUUAUGACAUGUGGACUGAAAAUGAAAGAUCUUGUUACAUCACAUGGUUCGUUUCACUGUGGAAGUUGCAACCUGGGUAAAUGUGUAAGUGUCAGAGAGAUUCAAUGAGUGCUGUAAAGAACCAUGACAAGUAGCCAAAGAUCUGGUCUGUGAUUAGAGUCUGAUCACACCUGGGUGGAUAUAGAGUUGUUUUUUUUAAAGCCCAAGUUGUGUGAUCUCUUAAAGGAUUUUGACAAAUGUUUUAAUAUAUACAGUAUGCAUAGACCACUUAUAUUGUAGCCAUAUGAUAAACAAUGCUUUAAAGUAAAGAAAAAACUGAUAAAUAUCCCAGACUCUAAAGGUACGUUAUAUAAUUAACCAUUUGGUGCUGAAAUUGCCUUAGAGGAUUUCUGUUUGCUUUGAGCGGUUUCAUUUUUUUCACUUCAACUCUUGCUUUUAAGUUGUUCACACAUUCUCACAACACAAGGAGAAAGUGACAGUAGUAGUGUGAUUAUAAUUAAUCUGAAGCAGCCGUACAUGGGGAGUCAGCUUGUUGGAUGUAGAUGGCUUUAUAUAACUUCAAUUUCUGUUAUGUUAUUGUUGUUUAAAGGAACAAGCUGAAGCUCAGAGGAAUGUUUGCUGUCUAACCUUCAGUGAAAAAACAAUAAGGAUAUCAGUUUUAUCUCUGUGUGUUUAGUACAGGGGGAAACUGUGAUCCUCCACUGCUAUCUUAGUUUGUAUUUUGUUUACUUAAAGUGACUAUUAUUAAUAUUUUUUAUAACCAGUGGAUCACUUGAGUACUUGUAUGUAAAAGGGGCUGAUUGUAGUGGCAAAGCCAGAAGAAACUCUUACCCAGCUGUGCACUUUCUCUACUAUCUGUGAAGCUUUAUGUCAGCUCAUUUCAUUGGUUUUCUGGCCUGCAACAUUAUUGUUUUGAUACACUGCUCUCAUGGUAUUGAUUUCAACAAAAACGCUCAUCACCACAAAGCAAAUAGACACAGUUAUAGACUAGCUUGUGAACACAGAGGAGCAUUUAGCAGCUAAAUCACUUGAUACUUCCUUCAGGGGUAAGUCAAGACCACAAAUAGAUCUAAAAAAGAGUAAAUAUUGGACUUACAUUUAUCACAUCCUCAGAAACACAAGAUCAAAUGAAUACUAGCGACUACCUACACGUGUUUUGCAAGCCGCCGUAUCAAUUUAAAGAAUGAAAAUAUGUGGAUAUUGUCCACUGUUUGCUCCCACAGCCCCUAAGGUGGCCAAAACUCAGUUAUUACAGCUAUAUCAGUGAUGGAAAUGGGAAAAACAAGACAAUGCCUUUUAAGAAAGGGUUUCUGAGAAGUUUUUUCUUCACCAGUUGACUCAGUGACAAACAUCCUGUAGUUAAAGUGGGGUUGUCAGGUUUGAGCUCCACCGUAAAAACAAAUUAAGGUGACUGUUGGACAUACUGGUGAUCAGUUUUCUAGAUGGAUACUGGCUGACUUAGCAGGUGCCUUUAAAAAUCAUAUAUGAAAACCUCAAAUACACUUCAAAAGGUGCACAAAUAAAGGUCAAAACUGUACAUAACAAAGUUUUUAAUGGUACAUUAGAAACAUAAAAAAUAGAUGAAGAUUGAAAUGUGGUCUCGCCACGGUGCAAUCACAAUAAUGCACUCCGAGGUUAUUCUGAUAUACUGUAAAGAAUAAUGGACUUGGCAGAGGAAAUGAUGCCUCACUUUAAGCUGCAGCCUUCUUUGCCACAACUUAAUGAAUUAUUUUCUUGUGCUGGGACACCUUGUUGUGCAUUAUCAUUAACAGUAUGUGUAAAUAAGCUUUGGAGUUCUUGGAAGCCUGUUGUUGAAGUUGAGUGGGUUGUCAAUUAAUUACAGUGAUGGUGGUUGAAUUCUUGGCCCCUUCUGCCCACACUGCACCUCAGCUCCUUGCCUGGCAGCUGCAUGUGAAGGAGAGGCAUACUGUAGAGCUCUUUGUCCACUAUGGUAGAAAAAUGCUAUAAAAGUGCAGUCCAUUUGUCUGUUUUUAAAUUUCAGUGGCGUGAGGCUUGGAGUUCCUCCUUGCUUCUAGUCGUUUCAUCCAGGACCCUUUACCCACAAGCAACUUAAGGCCAGAGUUAUCUUAAUUUUGAAACUAAGAUAAUCUUCAUGCCAAGAUGCUUUUGGGAAAGGAGGCACAGGUCUAAACAUAUUGUAGAUCUAAUGCUACCACUGUACAGGAUGUUCAAAGACUAAACCGAUAUCAUUCCUCUUCAUCAGAUUCUCACUUUGACACCAAACAUUUAUAUUUCGUACCUUGUCUGACUGUUCCUUUCAGAUAAGUACUGGGGAACAAAUAGUUUUCCUGUUUCUCUGUAGCAUCUGAUUAUCUGUUGCUAUACUGUAUGUACGAUGCCUGUUAUGGAGAGCAUAUUUACCAAAGUAAUGGCUUCCAGAAACCACUGGGUUUGCCUCGUCCUUGUACCUAAACGUCUUCAUUAUCUGUGUAUGUGCCAUGUGUCAUUAUUUCUCAUGUAAAACUAUACAUUUUCCCCAAGAACCUUUUUCUUUCUUUCUUUUCUUUUUUCUUUUUUGCAA
Messenger RNA from Monopterus albus (swamp eel), 3996 nucleotides. RefSeq names its product protein kinase C and casein kinase substrate in neurons protein 3. Bases 289 to 1455 code for a protein of 388 amino acids. Gene Ontology annotation, cellular component: endosome; cytoplasm; plasma membrane. NCBI's taxonomy places the organism in Eukaryota, Metazoa, Chordata, Actinopteri, Synbranchiformes, Synbranchidae. Gene Ontology annotation, molecular function: phospholipid binding; protein binding. The transcript has 10 exons. The record is from RefSeq and is a predicted model, not a curated record. Gene Ontology annotation, biological process: regulation of endocytosis; plasma membrane tubulation; cytoskeleton organization.